AUGCGGCAGGGGGGACACUCCAAGCCGCCACGGGAGGGAAACUCCGCCCUGUACACCGCUGUCUGCCGGGGAGACGCCAAUCUUGCGGCGGAGCUCCUGAAGUCGAAGCGACAUGGGCAGCCCGACGGGAGCGCGGCGGCGGCGGCAGGCGCACCGGCCGCGUUAGACUUGGAGGAGCUCUCCCGCGGCUCCACCGCCCUCCACGCCGCCUGCGGGACGUGGCAGUCCCGGAUCGUGGCAAUGCUGAUCGAGGCGGGGGCCGACCCUAACACGGUCAGCCCCAAAGACGGCUACAGCCCUCUCCUGAUUGCCGUGGGCCACGCCGAGGGCAUCGCACCCCUCCACAUGGCCGCCUCGCAGGGGAUGACGGAAAUCAUCCUCGACUUGCUGCGCGCCGGCGCGAACCAGCUGCAGCCCACGCUGGGCAAGUUGCUUGCCCCCAUCCACUACGCCAGCUCCUCCGGUUGCGUGGACACCCUCGAGCUGCUCGUGGAGGGAGCAGCAGCGGCGACGUGCGACGAUUCCUCGCGCGCAAGCUCCUGCUCCAGCUGA
Messenger RNA from Ectocarpus sp. CCAP 1310/34, 552 nucleotides. Lineage: Eukaryota; Phaeophyceae; Ectocarpales; Ectocarpaceae. The record is from the annotation of a GenBank genome assembly.